AUGUGCAAAGAAGUUGACGAUGCCAAUGGAAGCAAUGAUGAACUUCCGAAGAUGAAGACAGAAUUACCAGAGCCAUAUGAUCCUUCAAAUAAACCAGAUGAAAACGACACAUUAAGGACUCCGGCUCAUUCUACAAAUUUAGCAGAAAAAUCAACCGCAGUUGCUCAAAGCAAAGGUAAUCCAAUCGAAGAUCUUUCAGUUUCUUCAUAA
Molecule: messenger RNA, 210 nt
Organism: Trichomonas vaginalis G3
Lineage: Eukaryota; Parabasalia; Trichomonadida; Trichomonadidae
Exons: 1
Coding region: 1-210 (69 amino acids)
Source: RefSeq, a predicted model, not a curated record